Arctia plantaginis is the source of this 441-nucleotide messenger RNA. Lineage: Eukaryota; Metazoa; Arthropoda; Insecta; Lepidoptera; Erebidae. The record is from the annotation of a GenBank genome assembly.
AUGGAUAAUUGUUUUGCCGCUUGCGGCUGUGACGGCAGCGAGACUAUUACUAAAUCUGAUUUAGAUCGUUUUACGGAUACUAUAGAAAAUGUUCUCAACGAUGAAAAAGGGAGAAGGUUUUUUAGAAACUUCAUGUACACAUCGAAGUUAAAAGCUGGACGUCGCGCCCUGGAUUUCUGGGAACACAACGAAAGAUUGCUUGGAUAUACAGAAAAUGCUGAAAAUGUAUCUUAUAGAAGUUACCUUAGAGACGUGGACCGUCUGAUAGACGAGGCAGACAGGAUUGACGACAUAGAUUUUGCCACGAUGGAACGGCUCACUAUUGCGCGAGACUCCGAAAACAAAGAAGAGAUUAUUGGAGCUUUGAAGUUAUUAAAGGUAGAAGCAACGAAAGCACUCAAAAGAGAAUAUAGCGCCUUUAGAAGACAUUAUGCUAAAUAA